AUGCCGGGGACAAGGACAGAGCCGGGCAUCCCCGCGGGGAGCCGCUCCGCAGGGGAACCCCCCCUUCCCCUCGCUGACGCUGGAGGAGAAGGGAGGGAAAGACGGGAAAAGGAGGAAAAUCCCGGCGAAACCCUCCCCGAAGCGGAGCCGCGGAGAAGGCGGCGGCGCCGGCUGGAAAAUGCAUCUUCCUCGGAGCUGCGUCCUCCUCCUCCUCCUCCAGGGCAGCAUCGCGCUGCUGGUGUUCUGCGCUCCAGAGGAACCCGAGAAAGGAGCGGAUCCAGGCGAGCCCCGGGCCCGCGGGAGAGCCCCGAAGCUGCGGGAGCUGCUCUCCCCAAAGCCCCUCCCGGGCCUGAGCCCGGCCCCGCAGCAGAACCGGACCCUGCCGGGGCCGGGCAGCGGCUCCCGGGAGCUCGGGGCAGCCCCGGUGAACCGGCCCGGGUGGGAUCCCGGGGCAGCCCCGGUGAACCGGCCCGGGUGGGAUCCCGGGGCAGCCCCGGUGAACGGGCCGGGCCGGAGCUCGGCCCCCGGGCACAGCGGGACCCGCGGCCCGCCCCGGGCAGGCUGCAGAAGCUUUUCGGCUGGGGAGACUUUUACUCCAACAUCAAGACGGUGAAGCUGAACCUGCUGAUCACGGGCAAGGUCGUGGAUCACGGCAACGGCAGCGUCAACGUCUUCUUCCAGCACAACUCCACGGGCCACGGCAACAUCUCCGUGAGCCUCGUGCCCCCCACCAAGGCCGUGCAGUUCGACCUGGAGCAGCAAAUCUUCAUCGAGGCCAAGGAGUCCAAGGUGUUCAACUGCCGCGUGGAGUCGGAGCAGGUGGCCCGGGCCAGGAAGACCUCGCUGUGCACCUUCGACCCGGCCAAGACGUGCUCGCAGGAGCACACGCAGAGCCGCGCAGCCUGGCUGUGCUCGCAGCCCUUCCGCGCCGUGUGCGUGUACAUCACCUUCUACAGCAGCGACUACCGCCUGGUGCAGAAGGUGUGUCCCGACUACAGCAAGCACAGCCAGCGGCCCUACUUCCCCUCGGGGUGAGCCCCGGGGCAGCGAUUCCCGGGAUUCCCGCGAUUCCCGGGGCACCAUUCCCGGGCAGCGAUUCCCGGGAUUCCCGCGAUUCCCGGGGCAGCGAUACCGAUUCCCGGGAUUCCCGGGGCAGAGAUUCCCGGGAUCCCCGGGACAGCGAUUCCCGGGAUUCCUGGGCCACCAUUCCCGGGCAGCGAUUCCCGCUAUCCCCGGGGCAGCGAUUCCCGGGGCAGCGAUUCCCGGGAUGCCUGGGGCAGAGAUUCCCGCGAUUCCCGGGGCAGAGAUUCCCGGGAUUCCCGGCCCACCAUUCCCGGACAGCGAUUCCCAGGCUGCAAUU
Molecule: messenger RNA, 1360 nt
Organism: Camarhynchus parvulus
Lineage: Eukaryota; Metazoa; Chordata; Aves; Passeriformes; Thraupidae
Gene: NXPH3
Product: neurexophilin 3
Exons: 3
Coding region: 1-1035 (344 amino acids)
Molecular function (GO): signaling receptor binding
Source: RefSeq, a predicted model, not a curated record